ACCUGCCUGAAAAUAAAGUGAAUCGAUGUUUGAUUUUGUCUCAAGCCAAACGUAGUAAUGUGAUGGGGGCGCUCCAACACAACAUUUUGAAGCCCAUCGCACGCGCUGCAGAAAACAGAGAUUUAAAAAUUAUAAUAGUGACAAAAGAGUUCACAAAUGAGAAACCGUAUGUACUUUAGUAUCCAGGAAAUAAUAUAGAUUAAACUGUAUUAAGAUAAGCAUUUGAUUCAGCGAUUCUAACCUAAGAAUGGCCAAUUUCUAAAAAUCCAGAGUCUUCUGAGGUAAAUUUUGGAUUCUAUGCGUCACUGUAUGUCACCUUAAAUGGCGACCUUGCAGCAGUGAGAAGACCCUAAGCUAUUUUUGCGGUACAGAGAAGAUCUAGUUUCAGCAAUGUGUAGGUACUUAGAAUAUGGAAGGGCCAUUCGUCCGUGACCUUUGUCCAUGCCCUUUUAAGGGCAUUGGUAGUAACCAGUAGAGUGAGACUCGGACCGCAGCUGUGGUCUUACGAGGUACAAAUGAUGGGGGAGAACAGAUAGAGAGAAAGGAAAGAGCGCGAAGGGCAAGGAGCGCGGAAGGCGCGAAGGACAAGAGCAGGCGCGCAAGGGCGCAAGGGGCGCAAGAGCAAGAAGCGCGAAGAGCUGAAACAUCUUUGCUCUUGGGGCCACCCUAACUUUUGGAGAGACAUCACUUUGACAUUGGUUGAAUAAAUCUUUUCCCAAUCAGCCGUGUGUCACCGAAGUGCUUCCUUACCUGGACCAGCCAUCGUCCACUGAGUGUUUUUUUGGAGACCAGCGAAACAACAAAGACCAUUCACCACACUUCCAUUCCACUUAAAGGAACUUUGGAACACUGGCCCAGUCCCCAAUCAGCUAAUUGGCGUCCGCUCCGUCUAAUCACGUGGUAUAAACCCAAACGGGCACGCCUUUCUCAGUUUUCACUCCGUGGCUCCAGGAUGGAGGGCUUCCCGACCACCUUCCCUCCGCCCUACGGCGUGGUGUGCGCACCCGCCGCGAGCCCGAUCCCGACCCCGGGGAGUGUCUGCUGGCCCAAGCGGGAGGCGCGCUUCGUGACGCCGCACGGUGUCAACUACCUGGAGCUGUGCAAGGCCAUCCUGGGCCAGGCUUGGCCGGCCCCCGCAGCCCGAACCCGAGACUGCGGCGUGCAAGUGAACGCCAAAGUGGACAAGACAGUGCAGUGCUCCCUGGGGCCCAAGACGCUGCUUGGCUCGGGGGAGCGGGGGGAGGAAGAGGAGGACAGGGACAGCAGCGACAAGACUCCUUCAGUGAGCCAGCUGCGCUUCUUCACCCGACCGGUGUCUAUCUACUCGCCCGUGCUCGAGCGCGGCUUUCACACGGAGCUCGCAGAGGAAGAGGCGCGUGACGAAGAAAAGGAGCACGAGCAGGAGGGGAGCAAACAUCCGGAACAGGUCCACAAGGCCACUGUUCAUCGGGCCAACAGGGGCUCCAAUUUACAGUUUCUGGACCAGAGGUACGGCUUCUUCCACUGCAAAAAGUGUAACAUCCGGUGGGAGAGUGCUUACGUGUGGUGCAUCUCGGGAACCAACAAGGUUAAGUCACCGACUGAGGACACUAAAAGUCUGCACACCCCUGUUCAAAUGCAAGGUUCUUGCAACUUGCAGAAAAAGAGUGUACUACAAGCAGCUCUGCCGGAAGUGUCAGGUGGGCUUCAACCCCUACAGAGUGGAGUCCAUCAUAUGCAAGGGCUGCUCCGAGACGUGCUGCAGCUGCGAGAAGAAGCAGAGACACAUCAACAUGACCAGGCCUCACCGACAGGAUCUGUGCUGCCGAUGCCGGGGCACCAAGCUCUCCUGCGACGCCACCUACAGCUUCAAAUACAUUGUCUGAUGUUGUGACGGCCAUGACGUGUUGGGCGGGCGCUCUCCACCUCUCCUUGUCGUUUUUCCACAGAAUAAACUAAGUGCAUCUCAAGGAUGGACUCUGAAUUGUUGUCUUGUUACUUG
Molecule: messenger RNA, 1981 nt
Organism: Syngnathus typhle (broad-nosed pipefish)
Lineage: Eukaryota; Metazoa; Chordata; Actinopteri; Syngnathiformes; Syngnathidae
Product: zygote arrest protein 2.L-like
Exons: 4
Coding region: 953-1873 (306 amino acids)
Biological process (GO): translation
Cellular component (GO): cytoplasm
Molecular function (GO): mRNA base-pairing post-transcriptional repressor activity
Source: RefSeq, a predicted model, not a curated record